UUUGUAUAACCAAGCAAUAAUCAUAUAGACAUUGUGAGGUUUGAUAUUUUAUAGUUAUUCACCACCAUUAUAUAAUUAAGACAUAAUGAGCACUCCUACUGUAAAAGUGAUUGAUAAGCGAUCUGUUCACCAAAUUUGCUCUGGACAAGUUGUUGUUACCUUAGCCACAGCUGUAAAGGAAUUAGUUGAAAACAGUUUGGAUGCUGGAGCAACAAAUGUUGAAGUCCGCCUUAAAAAUUGGGGUUCUGAUUCCUUAGAAGUUGUUGACAAUGGCUCUGGGGUUUUGCCAGAGAAUUUUGCAGCAUUGGCCCUAAAGCACCAUACCUCAAAGCUGAAUGUGUUUGCCGACCUGGUUGGUGUGGAAACUUUUGGGUUUCGUGGUGAAGCUCUUAGUUCAUUAUGUGCAUUGGGCAAUCUAACCAUAACAACCUGCCAUAAAACACAAGAUAUUGGAACAAGAAUUGAAUAUGACCAUGAUGGUCACAUAACAAAAGAACAAGCUACACCAAGGACCCAUGGUACCACUGUGACCCUACAGAACCUUUUCUCGACCCUUCCUGUUCGGCACAAGGAGUUCCAACGCAACAUUAAACGAGAAUACACAAAAAUGAUGCAGGUUUUGCAAGGGUAUUGUGUUAUCUCAACUGGUGUGAGGAUAAGUUGUUAUACCAUUGGUGAAAAGGGCAAGAAAUCUAUGGUUUUGGCAACACACGCAAACAGUGACAUGAAAGGGAAUAUUAGUAACGUCUUUGGUCCAAAACAGUUGCAAACAUUACUGGAAUUGAAACAGAUCAACCCCACCUCAGAAGACUGUGAUGAGUUGGGCUUGGAUGUGGCACAACUUGAAAGCAAUCCUGUGUUCAUUUUGACUGGCUUUGUUUCGCGCUGUGAUCACGGAGCAGGUCGGAGUGCCAAUGACAGGCAAUAUAUUUUCAUUAACAAACGACCCUGCGAUAUGCCGAAACUUACCCGAUUGGUCAAUGAAGUCUACCAUGCGUUUAACAGAAACCAGUACCCGUUUUUAUCGAUAAAUAUUGAUUUGCGAAAAGAUCUAGUCGAUUUAAACGUUACCCCUGACAAACGGCAAGUGUUUUUGCAGCAAGAAAAGCUUCUUUUAGCAACGAUGAAGAGCUCAUUGAAGGCCAUGUACGAUCCUGGAGGAUCGAACUACGAGACGAACCAAAAACCUCUCAACCAAAUCAAACUACCGUUUAUGAAACGCAAAGAAAACGAAGAGAAGACAACAAAUUCAUUCUCCAAGUCUAUCAAAGAUAGGUUGUUUGCGGCGGUGAAGGUUUCCAAAAAUAAAGAAAUGUCUUCAAUACUGAAGUUUACCACCACAGUUCCACCGUCGGCCGAAGAAAAGUUGGAUAAUUUUUCAGAAGUUGAAACGGAAGAGGCCGUGAGCUAUACCAUUACCUCAAGUGCGAAGAUUCUGCCAUUAAAUGCUUCUGAAGGUGGUUUGUUUGGCGUAACUAGUGUUAGAGAUGUACCCAUCUCAAAGAACAAAGUUGGGAAUCUACCUAGCGAGACGAAGGAAGAAUCCAAAGAUAAAGUGUUCACUGUAGAAAAUAAUACAAAUUUUGGAGAGAGUAUUAAUAAAAAUACAAAAUGCAACAUCAAAGAUUUGGAAUCGAUACAAAAGGAAGAUAACGAGUUACAAAACUUGACAAGAGAUGAAAAUAAGUGCGAGCCGUUGGAAGAAGAAAAACCAUACGAAAAUAGUGAACACGCUUGCCAAAGUUUUAACAUUAUGCAUGAGAAAUAUUCGUGUGAUUCGCGAGCUUUGAAACGUGGAAGAACAAGCGAUAUUUGCGAAGUUCAAUGCAAUACCAAGAAAGUGAAACUUGAUCAAGAAUGCGAGAAUGAUUUCGGGAAAAGUUCUCGAAAGAGCAUCACAGUUAAUUUCGAUCUUCAUGGAUUACCGCGUUCACGAACGUUUCGAGCAACCAUUGCGCCCGAGAGCAACCAGAAAGCCGAGGAGGAACUUCAGAAGCACAUCACGAAAGAAAUGUUCAGUAAGAUGGAAAUUAUCGGCCAGUUUAACCAAGGUUUUCUCAUAACGAAACUUGAGGAAGAUCUUUUCAUCAUCGACCAGCACGCUUCGGACGAGAAAUACAACUUUGAAGAACAACAGAAGAAUACUGUUUUGAAAUCUCAACGACUGAUUUGUCCUCGGUCUCUUGAGCUAACGGCGGUAAACGAAAGCAUUUUGAUGGAAAAUUUAGAGGUUUUUCGAAAGAAUGGUUUUGAUUUUGAGAUCAAUGAGGAUGCUCCUAUCUCGGAAAGGGUUAAACUUGCAUCGUUGCCCGUUAGUCGGAACUGGAGUUUUGGGAAAUCGGAUAUCGACGAAUUGAUAUUUUUGCUAAGCGAUAGUCCUGGAGUGAAUUACAGGCCUUCGAAUAUACGAAAGAUGUUUGCGAGCAGAGCAUGUAGAAUGUCCGUCAUGGUUGGUACAGCCUUAAAUGAUGGUCAGAUGAGAAGAAUUGUUGGUCAUAUGGGUGAGAUGGACCACCCUUGGAACUGCCCUCAUGGGAGACCCACAAUGAGGCAUUUAAUCAACUUGAACAUGAUUAGAAAGUAGAUAUAGUUAGCAAGAUAUGCAAGGUUUAGUUUAUAUUGCUCUAGCGCACAUUUCACCAAAAAAAGGGGGAGGGGAAAUGAAGUUAAUAACAAACACAGAAAAAAACUCGUAUUU
Dendronephthya gigantea is the source of this 2698-nucleotide messenger RNA. Its product is annotated as mismatch repair endonuclease PMS2-like. Gene Ontology annotation, biological process: mismatch repair. The record is from RefSeq and is a predicted model, not a curated record. The transcript has 6 exons. The coding region runs from base 86 to 2584 and encodes 832 amino acids. Gene Ontology annotation, cellular component: MutLalpha complex. Lineage: Eukaryota; Metazoa; Cnidaria; Anthozoa; Malacalcyonacea; Nephtheidae. Gene Ontology annotation, molecular function: ATP-dependent DNA damage sensor activity; mismatched DNA binding; ATP hydrolysis activity.